GCGCACAGAUAGUUAGUGUGUUAACGCAGCGAACAUUUGUCGACAGGUCACAGUUGUCACUUUACCGAAAGGGCACCGAUUUUGGAUUACCGUUUUUUAUGUGACUUGUGAUGAACAGCGAUAUUUCCAGGGAAUCAAGAGAAAUGGACACACCGUCAUCCUAUACAUUCGACUCAGAGGACUACAGUCCAAGUUACAAGAGGCGGCGGACAGUGGAGGAUUUUAACAAGUUCUGCACCUUUGUGUUGGCAUAUGCGGGGUAUAUUCCCUACCCUCAGGAGGAGGCUCCACUGAGGAGCAGCUCCAGCCCACCCAACAGCACAGGCAGCACCGCAGACAGCGACGGCUGGGAGACCCCGCGGUGCGACCACGACCGUGACCAUGACCCGCCGUCCUCUGGCGACCCGGCCCGGCCCAAGAGCCGCAAGAACUUCAGGGGCUUCAAGGGGCCAGAGAAGAGGGGCGGCGACCACCAGGAGCCCCUGAAGCGCUCCAAGUCGACCGGCCUCCAUUUGGACGGGAGGCAGAAGACGGACAAGGUGAAGAAGAAGAAGAAGCUGAGGAAGAGGGAGGGGGCGGAGCUCAGGGCAGUGCCGGGGAAAGAAGAGGCGGGGCUUCCCUUCGCAGGCCGCCAAAUCAAGGAGGAGCCUCAGGACGACUUCGGCACCUUCUCCCCGUCCAUGUGCACCCUAGACCCCGACAGGUCCGGCACCAGCCCCCAGAGUUCCACCGCCAGUCCUGCGCACCGCUCCCCUGCAGAUGCACCCAGCCUCGGCGUUCGCUGCAAAGAGGAGUCUGACGUGGAGCACCCCUGCUGGGAGCCCUGCAGGGAGCUCGAACCCAGAGCAGCGGCCAGGGACGAGAAGCCGCAGCAGCAGGAGGAGGAGGAGAUGGAGGGCCUGCCUGGGAAAAGAACUGUGGUCCGGCAGGGCAAGCAGGUGGUGUUCCGGGACGAAGACGGCUCUGGGGAUGACGAGGACAUCAUGGUCGACUCAGAUGACGACUCCUGGGACCUGGUAACGUGCUUCUGCAUGAAGCCCUUCGCCGGUCGGGCCAUGAUUGAGUGCAAUCAGUGCAACACCUGGAUCCACCUCUCUUGUGCCAAAAUCCGCAAAUCCAACGUCCCCGAGACGUACAUCUGCCAGAGGUGCAGGGACUCCAAGUUUGACAUCCGUCGCUCCAACCGUUCACGCAUGGGGUCCAGGAAACACCUCCUGGAUUGACCAACCCCGCCCACAGAACUUCAACAAGACUUUUUUUUGUACCCUUGAGGGCGGGGUAUGACGAGAUGGACAAGACGGACUUGCCCCGAACAAGGCUAAAUUACCCACAUGUUCGAGUGCACCAAUCAGUGCAGAGUGUUUUCCCCCAAAAACGUUGCGUGCAAGGCAAUCAUUACAGAUCGCAUUAAAACUAUAGCAUUAAACCAAUAAGCUUUGACUAUAGACGGAUGUCUUGAACGGACACCGAAAACGCGGGAUGUGACUCGACCCAGAGCGGACAUAAAUAUUGGUACCUAACGGUAAGAAGGUGGUGAACAGUGCACUUUUUUUCUAAGAGGAGGAGAAAAUUUGUCACAAACUUCUCCCAUAUCUCGGAACUUCAGAGGUACAUCCUGUCUAUCAGACAUUUUUAUGUACAUAACGUGCAGACCUGCGUUGUUCAAACAGCCUAGGCUGUCUUCAUAUAUAUCCAUCCUGCCCUUUUGUUUUUCUUGUUGUUUUCUUUGCCAUUAGUAUCAUAAAUGGAGAAUUUGAUAUUGUUGAAUAAAUUGUUGGUGGUUUUACUGAAACAUUUUUCUUUUUGUAUGGACUUUAACAAUGCACAUGUCUCUAAUUGGAUGUUUUCAGUCUGCGAUGGAGCGAAGAGUGAUCGUUCCACUCUGACCGGAGCAAUCCUGUUUUUGCUGUAUCGGGCACCGGGAGCCCAGACUCGUGUUGCUGGGUGGGGAGAGGUUGGAGAGUGGGAAUCGGGUUCUCCACCUGUGGACGCCUGUUGAGCUGCCCUUAACUGCUAAUUUCAUCAUGCUUUAUGCUGUUUCACCAUGUGAUUAACACCUUUAGCGUUAGCAUUAACACGUUCAAAUAUCACGCUGUUCCCCUGUGCUUUUUUUUUU
This is a messenger RNA of Megalops cyprinoides (Indo-Pacific tarpon), 2116 nucleotides long. RefSeq names its product PHD finger protein 13 (gene phf13). Bases 111 to 1223 code for a protein of 370 amino acids. The record is from RefSeq and is a predicted model, not a curated record. Gene Ontology annotation, biological process: mitotic chromosome condensation. Gene Ontology annotation, molecular function: chromatin binding. The transcript is spliced from 6 exons. Lineage: Eukaryota; Metazoa; Chordata; Actinopteri; Elopiformes; Megalopidae.